Messenger RNA from Caenorhabditis remanei, 483 nucleotides. RefSeq lists its product as uncharacterized. The record is from RefSeq and is a predicted model, not a curated record. The coding region runs from base 1 to 483 and encodes 160 amino acids. Lineage: Eukaryota; Metazoa; Nematoda; Chromadorea; Rhabditida; Rhabditidae. The transcript has 4 exons.
AUGAUACCUCCGGAAGAGGUAUCCGCCGGAACUACAGUAGCCAGUCCACCGGGGACUGACGAUGGUGAGGAGGAUGCUACCGAAGCUCCAGAAGCCCCGACGCCGGCAGCUGGGGGCGGCGGUGGAGAAGAGAUCCCCGCUGGCACGUGUAACGUGCAGUUAUCGAAUUCGAUCAUUGGAACGAAUCCAUCACCAGUGGAUUUUAAUGGAAACAUGAACAUCGUCGAUGUGCCAAACCCUACUAUCAAAUGCGCCAAAGUCAAUGGGGGCACGUGUAACACGUGGGGUAUUACGAAUUACGUGUUGGAAGGCGGUGACGGUCAGGGGACUCAGCUCCUGAUGAGUGCUUCUAACACAAACCAGAUCUCAAUCAGUUUGACGUGUACAGCGGAUGGAUACGCGUGGGAAGGAGUGUUGCCGGGAGAGACGCAGGUUACUAGAGUAACUGGAAUCAACGCCCUUCAAUGUGAUAUCACUUGCUGA